Molecule: messenger RNA, 1647 nt
Organism: Lodderomyces parapsilosis
Lineage: Eukaryota; Fungi; Ascomycota; Pichiomycetes; Serinales; Debaryomycetaceae
Gene: WOR2
Product: Zn(II)2Cys6 transcription factor WOR2
Exons: 1
Coding region: 1-1647 (548 amino acids)
Biological process (GO): regulation of DNA-templated transcription
Molecular function (GO): zinc ion binding; DNA-binding transcription factor activity, RNA polymerase II-specific
Source: RefSeq, a predicted model, not a curated record
AUGCCACAACUACCUUCGGUUUCCGAACUAAUAGGCUCAGCUAGAGUCGAUUCUGCAGCUGGUACCACAGUACAAACAUAUUCAAAUACAACUUCUUACACUGAUUUUAAUGACAGAAAGAACUCAACCACAUCAGUUUCUUCAACUACAAACGAGGGAUCGAGGAGAUUAUCUACUGAUCAAUCAAGGCAUCAUAGACUACCGUCAAUAUCAGAUACUAUACUAAACACUUCCAGCAAGAGAAAUUCUAUUGAUACAUCACCACGUUCCUCGGCUCAUCUACCGAGUCUACCAUAUUCAUUGUCUGCACGCGACCAAAACAUCAACAAUAGCAACACUAGUCUAGGUUCGUCCCCUCCCAGAUCACGGAGGCUGACUGAGACUGCUUUUAAUUCGGCAACUGAGAAUACGCCUAUUCCACUUACACUUCCAAGGACAAGUUCAGGGAACUACUUGCCUAAUCACGCUUUCAAAUUUCAACUGCAGCAACCAGAUGGGGCUAUAAGGUCAAGUAAUGUGCGUCCACAAGUUGGCUCGCCUAUAGGAAGCGCAGAUAAACUUCACCCAUCGCACAUGUAUGUUAGUUCGCCAAUAACUCUACACAAGCAGCCACCACAUUCAUUACCACCAUUACUGCACCAAUUACCAUCCCAUACCCAAUCAAUUUCCAACACAGUGUCUCCUACACAUAACCCACCAACCCUGGAAAUUGCUGCUGAUUCCAUCAAUGCAACUACCGUUCCUCAGCAUAUAAAUGUGCAACCUACAGGACCCCCAACACACGUGAAUCACGGGUUUCAAAUAUCAAAAAGCGCACCAACAACUACAACAAAUACAACUUCAUCCUAUCCACGAUAUCAUUAUCAGACUGCGCCUCGCAGUGGCAGCACGUCAAGUCAAGCUGGACCACCUCCUCCAGAACAUUAUUUCGUUGCUUAUCCACAACAACAACUGCAACAACAACAACUGCAACAGCAACAACAGCAACAGCAACAACUGCAACAACUGCAACAGCAAGCUUCAAUGCCUAUUCAAACAUCUCCUCCACCUCCGCCAUCAGCCUCUAUACAAAAUCACAACCAAGUUGUGGCUGGUCCCGGAUAUUAUAUCGUUCAACACCCUCAACUGAUUCCUCUUCCACCAACGGCACCACACCUACAAGGACAGACAUACCAUUCUCUACCUGCGCAUCCAUUACACAAUCAGGCUCCUCUUUUCCAACCACAACAAGGGUUCCAUGAACAAAUGCAUUACGAUCCGCAUCGAGUACCUCACGCUCCGAGUAUUGUGGUUGGUCCUCCACCGCCACCUACAAUGUAUGCGUACAACAUGCCUUAUAGUGACGAAAACAAUGCCCUUGUUAACAAACGUAAAAUUAUAAAGAGAAGAACUAGAACAGGGUGUCUAACUUGCAGAAAAAGAAGAAUCAAAUGCGACGAGAGGAAACCAUCGUGUUUCAAUUGUGAACGUCUGAAAAAGGUGUGUUUGGGAUACGAAAAUUUGUCAAAUUUGCAACCACGGAAAAGAGUGAGAGAUACAAGUUUAGAUUUGCCAAGCGCAGACGGAGGUGUAGGCAUUGCUUCAAAUCAGCUACUGCAGAAUCUACAACAACAAGUGUAUGAAGAAAGGGGAAGAAAUGGUUUAUGA